AAUGCUGCUCUACAUGACAGCGUGAACUUCACAACACACUCAUUCGACCGGCUGCUCCUCGACUUGAUCAGCUAAACCUUGCUGGCAGCAUGAGAGCAGUAUUAUGACUACGGCUUUUUUGAGAAAUACUGCAACCUGGAAUACCAUGCCUAGCAUUUAAAGCAAAAAUAAAGCAGUAAAGACCACUAAACCCCAAAAGUUGUGUGUUUGCGGACAGCUAUGGCUGCAGUGACCGGCGUUCGCUAAACAGCAUGUGCGCAAGCGGAAAGGGGAGGAAGCACCAAAGCUUGAAAGACUGCAAAUGUGAUCCUAAUGGUUAAAAUCUAAUUUCCACACAAGCCUGAGGAGGUGGUCUGUGAGUGGGGAACGCCGCCCUUACACCUGCAGGUAGCUUGGUUUGCAGCCCAGCAGCUCCUCCAGGCUGAACAGCAGAUGCACUCCUCCAUGCAGAGCUUUGGGUUGAUAAGACAAGUUCUGAAGAGCUUUGACGGAAUUAGAGAACGCAAUGGGAAAUACUGUGAAAACGCCGAGAGCCUCCGAAGAAACAAAUGUGCCGAGCGAGACGGGUCAGGAGAGUGAUUUCCUUGCUGUCCUCUAUGACUAUCCUUCAGCAGACAUAAGCCAACCUAUAUUUCACGUAGGGGAAAAACUACGUGUGCUAUCAGAUGAAGGAGGCUGGUGGAGAGUCCAUUCCCUUACAACAGGUCGAGAAAACUAUAUUCCAGGAAAAUAUGUAGCAAAGGUUUACCACGGCUGGUUAUUUGAAGGGUUGGGAAGAGAAAAAGCAGAGGAACUUCUACAGCUACCCAACACCAAGGUCGGCUCCUUCAUGAUCAGAGAGAGUGAGACUAGGAAAGGGUUCUAUUCCUUGUCAGUGCGGCACAGGCAAGUGAAACAUUACAGGAUCUUCCGCCUUCCAAAUAACUGGUAUUACAUCUCCCCACGGCAAACCUUUCAGUGCCUUGAAGACCUUGUGAAUCACUACUCAGAAGUUGCUGAUGGCCUCUGCUGUGUCCUUACAACACCUUGUCUCACCCAGUGCACUAACAACAGCAGCAUAACGAAUCAAGUUCCUCCUGUGGUGAUGCGGAAUAAAAACUUCAACUGGAGAAAUAUUCACAGGCUGGAGGUGACUGAAGAUACUGAAAGCACCCUGGCAGCAAUGGAUGACUCUUGUCUCAGCUAUGGCCUGAGGGAAAGUAUCGCUUCCUACCUCUCCCUAACAGGAGAUAACGAGGCUUCAUUUGCGAGUGCCAGAAAGAAGAAAGCCCAAUCUCUUAUAUACACAGGGAGCAAACGUAAGAGUACCCUUCACUUGCCACCUACAUACUAUGAAGACUAAAUGCAAGACAAACAGGGGAAAAAAAAUACAACUGAGGGGUUAGAAGAAAACCCAGAGCAUCCUGUGGUCCUGCAGUCCUUCGACAGAUGAGAGAUAUGAGCACACCAGCUGAUGAUCAAACACUGGCAAUGCUUCUGCAUUUCCUCUUCUGAAUGUUAAUCAGAGACCUUCUUAAUGGUGCUAUCUCAGCCAUAUGCUGGAAAUGUCCCCAGGGCACCUGAAAUUAGAACCUACUCACAAGAUAAACUGAGAUAGACUCUAAGUCAAGAGCCAAGUGAGGCAGAUGACUCUUCAGCAAGGGUGCUGCCCACCAUUGUAAAAAGGUGAUUUUGUAGGGAAGGACUAACUACAGCUCAAGAACUUAAAUUAAGUCUUACUCUGGUAUUCUCCACAAGGCUGAAAACCAUCUUGACAGAACCGAUCUACUUUGAGAAAAGGAGGCUUUUCCUUUUCCAUACCGAAUCAUCCAUCGUCAUUGACAAUGGGUCAGAAAGUCAUCAGUAACCCCAAGAAAGUAUCUAACAUCCAGCAUCCAAGAUUAUAUUGACACCAUACUUCUGUCAUUUUUACCUUUUAAGGGGAAAAAUUAAAAUCAUUGACUUUCCAAGUGGCAUUUAAAUCAACUGCUGGCAGUGGCCUGCAGUGUCACAAAGUGGUCAAAAAAUUAAGAACAGGCUCAACUCACGGAGAAAAGCAACUCCUGCUUAGCCCUGAGCUGAGAGUACAGGCAUAUCCAAAAGCAUAACACAGCUGCUCACAGUCUAGCAGAUACACAAUAGAGAAAAAAUGGGGUUUUAAGUGAAAAGUAAAAUGUGGUAAUACCAUGCUUAACUGCAAAGGUAGGCUUGCAAAGGUGUGACCUUUUAAGUGUGGAGGACCAGAUUUUAACCUCGUGUCCUGAAGGCACUCCCAUAUUUAUGUAUAAUAUUUAUAUUAAUAGCAGCUUUUUUAAUAAUUAAACUAAGAGAGUAAAUCAGCAACAGUGGAUACUAAAGAGUUUUCUGAAGAGAGUUAUGUCAAAUAGUAGUGACACAUUUCAUCAAACUGCUUAAAGAUUUGUAACUGGGUUAUCUGAAAUUUGAAGAAUUAGAGAAUUUUUCUAUAUAUAUGUACCCUUUGCUAAGUGAUAAAGGAGCAGCUAGCAUGGUCCUUUGAACCUGACGUGAUUGCAUUCUAAAUCAAGUUGUCACUCACAUCUGGGGGUAUAAAAUGCUGCAAACUAUGUUCUCGAGCCAAGAUAUUUUCAUUCUAAUAUUGUGUCAUACCUUUUUGCACAGAUCUGAGUAAUGAAGGUUUGGAGAGAGGGAACUGGGGUUUUAUAUAUAUAUAAAAAUGUAUGUGUGUAUAUAUAUAAUUUCCUCUGUAAAUACCUCUUAGCACAAAUCUGUGUGCUCUUUAGAUCUUGUAACAGAUCAUUUGCACUAGCAAGAGAGAUUCAGAGAUCAAAUUAGUUCACAGCCUAUUUAAACAUAUUUCAGAACUUAAAGUAUGAAUGUAAUUUGGCUGGUAAACAUUGAACACCACAAAGCAAAAUGAACUCAGGAACUCCAGGUGUUUGUAUCAUCUCAUUACUGUUACUGAUUAUUAAUAUGUUAUGGUGACUGCAUUUUAUCUAGUGAAAUGUAUAUGGGGAGCAUUACAGAUUUUUAAAUCAUGACUUGUAUUUAUUCAUUAAAAUAAUAUCCAAUUGUUACUUUGUAUUGCUUUUAGAAAAUGGAGAACCUAGCAUGCAACUAGUACAAACACCCAGUCUUGCAAUGUCACUGCUAGAAGGCAUCUUUGAUGGAACGCGACAAAAGAAUCCAAAAGCCCAUGUAACUGGGCAGCACUUGCAACAUGCUCUGUAGGAAGGCGAUCAGACAUGUUCUGAUGAUAACAGGUUCACCUAAUCACAGACCAGGUUGGAAGGAACCUCUGGAGGU
Messenger RNA from Egretta garzetta (little egret), 3264 nucleotides. RefSeq names its product Src like adaptor (gene SLA). The transcript has 9 exons. The record is from RefSeq and is a predicted model, not a curated record. Bases 506 to 1342 code for a protein of 278 amino acids. Lineage: Eukaryota; Metazoa; Chordata; Aves; Pelecaniformes; Ardeidae. Gene Ontology annotation, molecular function: protein binding.